Xylona heveae TC161 is the source of this 541-nucleotide messenger RNA. RefSeq lists its product as hypothetical. The record is from RefSeq and is a predicted model, not a curated record. The coding region runs from base 142 to 366 and encodes 74 amino acids. The transcript is spliced from 2 exons. Lineage: Eukaryota; Fungi; Ascomycota; Xylonomycetes; Xylonales; Xylonaceae.
CCCUCCCUCAUUCCCUCAUCCCCUCAUCCACACUUGUCCGUACUCCAUCCGCCCCUCCAUUCAAACACAUCCAAUCAAUCCAAUCACCACAUAACCCUUUAACCAAGUUUCAAUACUCUAAUCAAUAAUCCAUCUAUCAAAAUGUCCGGCAACGACAACCCCGGCAACUUUGCGAACCGCUCGCACGAGGACGUGUCCCACAUUGCGCAAAAGGGCGGCCAGGCCUCUCAUCAGGGCGGCUUUGCCAGCAUGCCUCGUGAGCAAGUCCAAAACAUUGCGUCCAAAGGCGGCGCCGCAUCAGGCGGGUCCUUUGCGCCAGGCGACCCGCGCGCGUCCGAGGCCGGAAGGAAGGGCGGGUCCAAGUAGCCUUGUUACAUUCUACAUCCAUGAAGGUACGGGUAGUAUAAGCUGGGCUUUAGUUUUUGUCUGUCUCUUUAUGACGUUUGACGUUUGACUUUUAAUGUUUGGAGAGUGUUUUUACAAAAUACGAUAAGAAAUGUGUAAAUGAGGUUAAAAAUAAAAAUAAAAAAGAAUCAGCGAC